AUGGAUAUUUUACGACGACUUGCAUUUAUCUGCUCGCCGUUUGUAGGAGACAGCUACAUGAAUACCGGCGAUUGCAUUUUUGUGAUUGUUCUAACAAUUCUUGUUAUCAUUGGCAUAUCGCUCAAUCUCGCGCUUCUCUACAUGAUCGUCUUCAAGAGUCCACCGACGUUGACACCAUAUCGAAUAUUUCUGGCGAACACCACAAUUUCGCAACUUCUCCUCUCAAUAACCUCGUUCAUCGGACAACCAAGGGUGCUGGCGACUCCAACCCACACAAUUGUCAUUUAUUUGGGUCCCGUCCAAUACCUCGGUGAAUGGCUUUCCUAUAUGGUAUAUUUAAGCUCGCUGCACUUUUCAUUAAACUCAUUCAUAAGCCUCAUGCUCUCCAUGAUCUAUCGCUAUAAUUCUGUGAAGCAUCGCAAGUUCAGCUCUCCUCAAUGCUAUUGCAUAUGUUUAGCAGGAUAUUCAUAUUGCUUAAUUUUAUUGUUGAGUUGUGCCCAAAUCGAAGUGUCACGAGAUGAAAUCAUAAAUGAGCCAAUUGUUGGGAAUAUUGUGCCCGAUUAUCGCCAAUAUAAUAUGAUCAACUUGCUGAUUUUCAUUUCGCUAAUUACCAUUGGUCUUAUUCCCAUUUACGUAGUUAUGUAUUGGUGUCGAUUUCGGAUUAAUAAGAUUCUCAUGAUUUCGACGAAUAUCUACAAUUCUACAACGAAGGCGAAUGCGCAGAGACUUGUCACUGCUCUAACAAUUCAAUCAAUAUUUCCAAUCGCCUCGGUAUUUCCUUCGGUAUUCUUGUAUGGUUUAUCACAGGCAAAAAUAAUUGAAACUGGAUUAUACAGCUACUUUAUUGUUCCUUGCAUCACAAUAUGCACUAUUGUUGAUCCUGUGGUCACUGCAAUAUGCGUGAUUCCUUAUAGAAGAUUCAUUCUCAAAAUCUGCUGA
Messenger RNA from Caenorhabditis bovis, 939 nucleotides. The record is from the annotation of a GenBank genome assembly. NCBI's taxonomy places the organism in Eukaryota, Metazoa, Nematoda, Chromadorea, Rhabditida, Rhabditidae.